GCCAUUACUAUUUAGUACUGGAGGAGGUGGUACUGGUGACUUUUUGAAGAAGGCUGCUGGCUCAAGGAGCUGGAUACUAAUGAAUGCGUCAGGUCAAGAAAUGAUUUUGGAUGUUAACAAGUACGAGAUUUUGGACCGCUUACAAAUUCAUCCACGCGAUCUUCGCAUGCUUGAUCCUCUCUUGUCCUAUCCUUCCACCAUUCUCAGUCGAGAAAGAGCCAUAAUUCUCAAUUUGGAGGUUUUGAUUCAAGAUCCACUGGAUGACAAUGUUCUUCCUGUGGUUGAGAAACUUCGAACGAGAUUGAAUCCAGUGGAUGCCAGUCGUAGACAUCAAGGGGAUGACCAGUGUUCAGCUGCACAACAUGAUGUUGAAGUUGAUGGGGAAGACAGUAAUUGUCCAUUUGAAUUCAAAGCCCUGGAGGUGGCUUUAGAAGCUAUAUGUAGCUACCUUGCUGCCAGCGCCACAGAAUUCGAGGCUGCACUCUACCCGUCUUUGGAUUUGGUUACCUCCAAGAUCAAUAGCCGUCAUUUGGAUCAUAUUCGCAAGUUAAAGAGUCAAAUAACAAGGUUGGCUGCCCGCUCGCAAAAGGUAAGGGAUGGGCUUCAACAACUUCUGGAUGAUGGUGAUAGCAUGGCUGAUCUAUACUUGUCUAGAAAAGUAGCCAGUUUACCUUUACCAACAAGCAGAUCAAUACCAAAUAUCGCCAAAUUGUUUCUUGCUGCGCCUUCAGUAAGCUCAAGGCAGUCCGAAGCAAGUAGGGAAAGCAUCGUCAUCGUUCAUGGAGAUGAAAAUGAUGUUGCAGCGCUUGAGAUGCUACUUGAGGAUAACUUCAAGCAAAUCGAUGGCACGUUGAAUAGGCUAACUACGCUUCGUGAAUAUAUUAGUAACACAGAAGACUGCUUAAACAUUCAGCUUGACAACCUACGAAAUCAGUUCAUUCAGAUAGAGCUGGUCCUGAGUGCAGCAGCCGCAAGCAUAGCAAUUCAUUCUUUGGUGGCUGGAAUAUUUAGUGUGAGCGUCCCAUAUACCUGGAAUAAUGGUUAUGCAUAUACUUUUAAAUGGGUGGCCGGCGUCCCUGGAGUUUUCAGCGCUGUCCUUUUUGUUAUUAUCCUUUACUAUGCUCGCAAAAAAGGCCUUCUUGGAUCCUGAAAUUCAGAAUUCAUCCAGUAAUGCCAUGUUGAAGAGGAUGCAUUCUACCAGUUGUGGAACAAAAUUAUUGCCUCAUUUUUCCACAGACUACGAAUUUUUACCACUAUAUAUGUGUAUGAACUUACAAAUUCUGACCCAUUAGCUCUGUGGAGCACCCAACAGCAUGUCGAAGUAUUCAAUUAUAUAUUAUAUCAUAU
Molecule: messenger RNA, 1347 nt
Organism: Coffea eugenioides
Lineage: Eukaryota; Viridiplantae; Streptophyta; Magnoliopsida; Gentianales; Rubiaceae
Product: magnesium transporter MRS2-2-like
Exons: 10
Coding region: 80-1150 (356 amino acids)
Biological process (GO): magnesium ion transport
Molecular function (GO): magnesium ion transmembrane transporter activity
Source: RefSeq, a predicted model, not a curated record